GGUUGAAUGUUGGAUGAUAAAAUUCCAUAUACUCUUUGAUUUCCAUUAUGUCUUGGUUUACCGACCUGGCUGGCAAGGCAGAGGACCUUCUCAAUAGAGUGGACCAAGGAGCUGCAUCUGCUUUAAGCAAGAAAGAAAAUGCAAGCGGUAUAACCUAUGUUGGUAGCCAGGUGGAUGAUGUCAAUUUGUAUCCCAAUCCAUAUAAGACCAGAGAGCAGGAGGAUCAUGCGUCAUCUGCAUCAAGUUUUAUUUCAUCAGCAGCGGAGAACAUUAAACAUCAGAAGGCAACAAUUUUAGCAGGAACUGCCAAUAUUAAGGUAGCACCCAGGCCCCCUGUGGAAGGCUCUCCAUCCGCAGAAACAGCUUCUGCGUCCAGACCCUCUUUCCAAUUUGUGAGAAGGAAAAAAUCUGAACCGAACGAUGAACUCCUGUUUGACUUUCUAAAUAGUUCUGAAAAAGAACCUAAUGGGAAAAAGGACCUGAAAAGGGAGAAGAGCAAAGCAGCCACUGUUCAAAAUCAUUCUCGGACUUCAAGUAUUAGCUCUGUCUCAGCAAGUUCACACAGCAUGAAAACAGGGGAAGACCCUUCCAUUCAAAGUCAAGGCAAUGAGACGUCUGAUAGUUCCAGUUCUGGAUUGGAGACGGAUGUGGAUAUUAAAAAGGAUUCAUUGCAAACCCCAGAAAUUAAUCCCAACCUUACCCUUAAUGACGGUAAAUCACAUGAACUGUCCAAUCUUCGCCUUGAAAAUCAACUACUGCGUAACGAAGUGCAAUCUUUAAAUCAAGAAAUGGCAUCAUUAAUUCAGCGAGCCAAAGAAACCCAAACAGAAUUAACCAAUGCCCGGGCAAGAGUUGAAAAAUGGAAUGCUGACAAUUCAAGCAAUGACAGACAUGUUCGGGGACUUCAAGCUCAAAUUGAUGAUCUGACUGAAGCUGCUGCUGCCAAGGAUUCCCAAUUGGCUGUCCUAAAAGUGAGAUUGCAGGAGGCUGAUCAACUUCUGAGUUCACGUAAUAAAGCUCUGGAAACACUACAGAAUGAAAAAUCCAGGAAUUACACUAUACUGAGGAAGAAUUGUACAGGACAAAGAAUUCUCUGCAAAGCCGAAUAACAGAUAGAGAAGAGGAGAUUCAGAAACUAAGAAAUCAGCUAACGAACAAAACAUUGAGCAGCAGUAGCCAAACAGAGUUAGAAAAUCGUCUGCAUCAAUUGACAGAGACACUAAUUCAGAAACAAACCAUGCUGGAGAAUCUCAGCACAGAAAAAAAUGCUUUGGUCUAUCAACUGGAACGACUGGAGCAGCAGCUGAAGGCUGUCCAGGGAGCUUCCACCAAUGGCUCCUCCAUUAAUAUGGCAGGAAUUGACAACAGCGAAG
Messenger RNA from Thamnophis sirtalis, 1373 nucleotides. Lineage: Eukaryota; Metazoa; Chordata; Lepidosauria; Squamata; Natricidae. The record is from RefSeq and is a predicted model, not a curated record.